GAUGAAUGACUUCCUGUGGCAGGUGAGUAUAAAUAUGCCAGCUGCUCCGUACAGUCGUCACUUGUCUUACAGCGCCACAACAACAAACAUGAUCCGUCAGGUGUUCGCCAUCGUUAUUCUGUGCCUAGCUGUUGCCUCUGUUAGCUGUAGUGGAGGAUACGGCAGUGGAGGAUUUGGAGGUUUUGGAGGAUUUAGCGGUGGAGGAUUUGGCGGUGGAGGAUUUGGCGGUGGAUACGGAGGUGGAGGAUUUGGCGGUGGUAGAGGAUUUGGCGGCGGUAGAGGAUUUGGGGGCGGUAGAGGAUCUGGCGGCGGUAGAGGAUUUGGCGGCGGCUAUGGAGGUGGAUUUGGUGGUAGAGGUGGAUUCGGAGGUCGAGGUGGAUUCGGAGGUGGUUCGUUCGGCGGACGUUCCGGCGGCUACGGAUACGGCAAGUAAACGAGAGUCUUCACUUCAUGACAUCAAAGAGGAAGAUCUUCAAACCUUUUCAGUCAUUAAACACGACAACAAAAUGAACUUGUUUAUAUGAAGGUUUUAUAAUAUUAUGAAUAAUAAAUAUUCUUGGCAGUA
Molecule: messenger RNA, 565 nt
Organism: Homarus americanus (American lobster)
Lineage: Eukaryota; Metazoa; Arthropoda; Malacostraca; Decapoda; Nephropidae
Product: keratin, type II cytoskeletal 2 epidermal-like
Exons: 4
Coding region: 2-433 (143 amino acids)
Source: RefSeq, a predicted model, not a curated record